UUUCCCAAAAGAAAUCAAAUUUUAGUUCAAAUUAGAUAAUAUACAUUUCUAUUCAGAAUUCAUAAAAAUAUUUUCUGCAAAUACUCACAUAAGAGUAUAACAAAAUAAUAUUCAACAAUUUAAAAACUAUUUUUACCGGUAAAGUGAUUAGUUUAUUUUUUUGUAAAAUACAUAAAUGUGACAUAAAUAUCAUAUGAAAGGAUAUAUAUUCAUAUUAACCUGGAUAUUUUAUCUUUUUUGAUGAAAUGCUUCUCGGAUUGUCUGCAAUAUUGUUUCUGACGAUGACACCGAUAGAUUCGGUGCCACUGCCUGGAGGAAGUUACGAUGAAUGUGGAAUCAGAUUGGAAAGGGCGCUAGAUGCUCUUCAUCGAGAAUCUAUCAGAAAAAAUAGACUCGAUGACGAUGACAACAGCGUCACAUAUCACCAGCAAUUACAAACAGCACCUCUUGAAAUGACAGUCUCUCGAGUUGCUGUAAAGCUGCCGCUAGACACAAGUACUCGUGGUGGACCAUGGGCUCAAGUUGAAAAUUGUUCCUACGAGCCGAAUGAUAAUUCAAUUCAAACACGUGUUCUUUUCAAUGAUUUAUCAGUUUCUGGAUUAGUAUCGUUGGUUCCACGUGACUAUCAAGCUCAUUUUCCUUCAGAAUCCUGCAGAAUGACAUUGAGACUUCGUCGAGCUGGUAUUGAAUUCUAUACAAGUCCCAUCGCUCGAGGACGAGGAACUAUGCGAAUUCGGACAGAAUCUAGUUUCAUGGAACCCAGAUUUGCCUCCAUCUAUGCGUACGGUUGUCGUCCAAAUAGCAGAAUUGAGAAACAAAUUAAGAGACAAGACAAAUGGCCAACGCAUCAUAAACCUGAUGAAGAGCUCAAACUAGUGAUAAAAUCUCCACACUUGAGUUACGAAGCAGCUGAACCGCGAGAGUUGGCGGGUGUCGCUAACGAAGAAGACGUUGCUAUAGUUAACGAAAGUCUACAAUCUCGAGAGUUAUACGCACCAGAUGCUCGUUUAGGAUUAUGGCGCAAAAGUAAUUGGAUCACGAGGUCGGACAAUCGUAAAAGAAGAUCACUGGAAAGUGUUACUAACAAUUUAAAACUACCUGACAGUCAAAUAAAUAAUAUCGGUGUUCGUAAUGAUACCAGAUCCCAGAAGCAGAUAAGACCUCUUCAUAUAGCAAAGAACCGUAAAUAUGAAAAAUUCCGUAAUCAAUCGAAGCUUCAUCACAACAUGUUUGAUAAAAAUGAAACUAAAGUUCCAUCAAGAAGAAGAAAUUUAAAAGAUUCUGCAGCUGUUUUAGCCAAAUGGGUUGAAAAAAAUAUUUCAAUAAUGAUCGACAAUAAGACUCUUGAUUCUAAAUGGAGAUUGAAUGAAGAAAAAAAUAUUUCAAAUAAUUCUGGAAAGGAUAAAAUUUUCACAUUGGAAAAUGAAGCUCCAAGAGAAACAAGAGAAAUUCUUCUUGAUGAAAAACUGUCUAAUGAUUUCGAAGUGACUAAUAGAGAUUGGCAGUCGAGAGAAAAUGUGGCUAGAGAAAUGGAAGAUGUAUUUUUAAAAGGGGCCAGUCAAGCAGUAACGCAGUAUAUUGAAAGACAAUUGCAUACAGCUAUCAAAGAAACACUAAUGCUUUCUAUGGGUUAUACAAUAAGCUAUGGAUAGACACUUAUAAUCAAUCAAUCAGUAUUUCUUCUGUAAGUCAGAAUUUAAAAAUCUUAAAUUAAAUUUUUGAAUUUAGAUUUAAGUUUCUCUAUACUUAUUUCUCAUUUUUAGACUUAAUAUCUAAUAUUCUAGUAAUGUUUUCAUGACACCUUGACAGCAUAAAUGCAUAAAAUCUAGUACGAAAAUAGAAAUGAUAUUUAUUAACGCGAAUAUUCUCAAAAAUAGAGAUGGGACAUGAUGGUGCUCUGGUUUUUCGAAGUUACGAAAAGAUGUAUUAGUCCGUUCAUAUUUAUCAGCAUCAGAAAAAACUGUUGUACCGUCAAUUGAUUCCCCUUCAAAACUGUACAUCUCUCACAAGAAAAUUUAGAUUUAUGUCCAACCAUAUUUUUUAACAAAACUCGUGCUGGAGUAUCACCAAUUAUACAUUUUAUGCCAACCUUGAAAGUUUUGCCAAACAUUCGCAAUCUAUUAGAAAAAUACCCUAUAGAAAUAGGGUAAGUGUACUAAUUCCUGCGGUAUUUUGGUCAAGACGUCUUUUAACUAUAAAAUAUAAUUUUUAUAUUGAUCAAAUUGAACUUAUGUCUUAUUAAAUUUGUAGUUUGUGUUAUUAAGAUAUGUUUACAAUAAAUAACAUCUCUAAAAUAUAA
This is a messenger RNA of Leptopilina heterotoma, 2299 nucleotides long. RefSeq lists its product as uncharacterized. The record is from RefSeq and is a predicted model, not a curated record. Bases 246 to 1652 code for a protein of 468 amino acids. The transcript is spliced from 4 exons. Lineage: Eukaryota; Metazoa; Arthropoda; Insecta; Hymenoptera; Figitidae.